UUCACGCGCGAUAGCCUUCCUCGCUUUCUUUGUUCUGUUCUCUGUCCGGUGCGAGUUUGCUACGCCGGCCAGAGCCAGUGAUGGCGACGCCGAAACUCCUCUCACUGUCAAAGCUUCUUCGUCGCCGGCGACCGACUCUCUUCAUCUCCUCUUCACGCCCACUCUGCUAUGUCCUCUCCAGCAAUCUCUCAAGCCCAAGAUGCGUUUCUCAACCUACACCAUCGACUCUGCACCCUUUCGCUUCUGCCAAUUUCUUCUUAGAUCGCUCUCUGUUCACUCGGUCUUCCGAACACGGCCGUGGUCUGGACCCGGGAGGCGGUGAGUCGGCGGCCCCGCUCGGACAAGAGGAGGGGCUAUCUGGCCUAGGGCUUGUCGCAGGUGAUGGUGAUGAUGGCAGUAAUGGUUCAGAAGUUGCGGAGGCACUGAAUAGUGUUGGUGAAGCUGGUGCUUUUGAGGAGUCGCUUCUUCCCGUUAAUGCUGUUAUCUCCUUUCUCGAUUGGUACCACGACCUCACUGGCUUCCCUUGGUGGGUAAUAAUCGCUUCCUCAACUUUUGCUCUAAGAGUUACGUUACUUCCGGUACUUAUACUGCAACUCAAAAAGCUAAGAGAAAUAGCAGAAUUGUUUCCUAAAUUGCCUCCUCCAUUUCCGCCGCCUCUCUCAGGAAAGAGUUAUAUGGACCAACUUUCACUCUUUCACAAGGAAAGGAAAGCAGUUGGGUGCCCUUCAUAUUUAUGGUUCAUAUCAUAUGUUUUAGUCCAGGUCCCAUGCUUUCUCUUGUGGAUGACAAGCAUCAGGAGGAUGUCACUGAAUCACCAUCCUGGGUUUGAGUGCGGAGGUGCUCUGUGGUUCCAGAAUUUGACUGAGUUUCCCCAUGGAAUUUUAGGUCCCUUGUUCCCGUUAAUUAUUGGCAGUUUACAUUUUGUUAAUGUAAAGUUCUCCUUUCAGACAUCCUCAGUUGGAAAAGUGCCUGGCUUGUUUGGCUUAUUAACCAAAUGUUACAAGUUUUAUUUGAAUCUCUUGACGCUACCUAUAAUUCUCAUUGGCUUUUAUAUCCCCCAGGGUAGCUUGGUCUAUUGGGUGACUAAUAGUUCAUUGACUCUUAUUCAGCAAAUCACUUUAAAAAAUCUCAAUGUUCGUGAAAAGCUGGGACUACUGGACAAGGGGGCUCCAGUAACUACUGCAAACCCUAAAGAAAUUGAUAUACCUAGAGGAACACAACAGGAUCAGCUGAGACAGGGUGGGACGAUAUCUGUACAGCAUCUAUCACCUGAAGAACUGCUUGCUUUGUCAGUCCAACUAUUGGCUAAAGGUCGCAAGGAUGGAGCAUUUCCGCUGCUACGAUUGGCACUUGAUAAGGAUCCUGAAUAUGUGAGAGCCUUGGUUGUUAUGGGACAGGCACUACUGCAAAAUGGACAGGAAGCAAAGGCUAUUGAAUACCUGGAGAGUGCCAUCUCCAAGCUUUUUCUCCUGGGUCAUCCAACAGAAGUUGAGGAGGUAGAUAUGUUGAUUCUUGCUUCUCAGUGGGCGGGUGUCGCCUAUAUACGUCAGGGUAAUAAGGCAGAGGGCAUUAGGCAUCUAGAACGAGUAGCCCACUUGAAAGAGCCAGAAGAUUCAAAGAGCAAGGCCCAUUAUUAUGAUGGGUUGCUACUGCUUGCGAGUGCUUUGUAUGGAGAAGGCCGUAAGGCUGAAGCUGCCAAGUACUUGCGCCUGGCUGUUGCUUAUGAUCCGUCUUAUAAUGAGUUCUUGGAACAAUGUGAGAAGGAUGAGGACAGUUUUGUUGAUGAUCUUGUCAGCAGCAGAAGAGGGGACUACUGAAAAUUAGGUCACUUUUAUAAGGGGGCCGUGACAGGUAACAUGUUGCUUAGUUAUUGUUACAAUUAAUAAGACCCUUCUCUUCCUUUUCAUCUCUUCAUAAUCUAUUGUUACUAUUCAUAAGACCCUUCUCUUCAUAAUCUGUUUCAGAUUCAUUUUCAGUGUAAAUUAAGCAAGGAAUUUGUGGGUGA
This is a messenger RNA of Diospyros lotus (date-plum), 2005 nucleotides long. Its product is annotated as ALBINO3-like protein 2, chloroplastic. The transcript is spliced from 14 exons. Gene Ontology annotation, cellular component: mitochondrial inner membrane. The record is from RefSeq and is a predicted model, not a curated record. Lineage: Eukaryota; Viridiplantae; Streptophyta; Magnoliopsida; Ericales; Ebenaceae. Gene Ontology annotation, biological process: mitochondrial respiratory chain complex IV assembly; protein insertion into mitochondrial inner membrane from matrix. Bases 81 to 1817 code for a protein of 578 amino acids. Gene Ontology annotation, molecular function: membrane insertase activity; protein binding.